AUGAGGCUGCAGCGCCCGCCCGCCGCCGCCGCUCCCUCCGCCUCUUCCUCCCGCGGCGGCGCCCGCGGCCGCCAUGUUGUCAACAACCGCCCCGCGCCCGCUUCCGGCAGCGCCGCCCGCGCGGCACCACGGGAUGCGGCCGCACUCAACAUGGCCGCCACGGCGUCGCGCCCGCCGGCCAAUGGGGGCCCGGGCGGCGCCAUCUUGGUGCCCCGCCGGCGCACCAUGUGCAGCGGCGUCGGCUGCUUCUGGGCGCUGCUCUCCGCCGGCCUCCUGGCCGCCUGCGCCGCCGCCUUCCUCUCGCCGGCCUGGCUGCUGCCGCCCGGCCGCGCCGCCGCCGGCUUCGGCUUGCUCUGGCGCUGCGCCGGGCCGCCCCGCGGCUGCCACGGCUCCGCCGGCCCCGGCGGCUUCGGAGACAUCCCCUCCGGUUCCUGGCAGACCAGCGCUGUGCUGUGUGCRGGCGGCUGUGCCCUGCUGGCCCUCAGCUCCCUGCUGGCCAUCGUCGCUGUCCUGCUGCCCGGCGGAGCCUGCGAGCGCCGAGUCUGCACCCUGGCUGGCUACAUGCAGACAGCAGCAGUGUUCAUAAUGGCUUCUGGGCUUUUGGUUUACCCUUUUGGUUUCAACUCUGCUACUGUGAAGAGAUUCUGUGAGAACUCAGACAUCUAYUAUGCAGGAGACUGCCAGAUUGGAUGGGGGUACAUGCUGGCAAUUGUUGGGGUCAUGUUGUCUGUCUUUUUACCAUUCUUUGCAAAAUAUGCACCAAAAGAGCACAUAUCUCCAACUCCAAUACCUACUAUUUUAUAGUAUUUUAUUACUGUUURAGAACAGAACAUUCCUGUCUACAGUAAUGGGCAGAAAUCAUUAAAGCACUUCCAGYUGGCUGUAUUGCUAAAGAGAGGAAAGGAGAUGGGGAAGAGAAGGUCACAUUGACAAAGACCAAAAGUGCAUUGAAAGUCUUCCGUAAGCACGAGCGGCGAACACUCUGGAAUUGAAAUAGGAUUAAUAAGCAGCCUUUACACUGCUCUAAACAUAUAAAUGGCAUAAUGCCUUAGACAAAAAAAAAAAUCAGUUUAUCCUCAAAACAUCUGUCUACCUCCCAGUUUCUUUUGUGUCUCAAAAUUGUGACUCUUAAAAGCUUCAAUUCACUUUUGAUAUAUUGUUAAAUAUCAAAACUUUUAUGAACCCAGUAACUUUAAAAUCAAUAAUGAUAUUUUGUUACAAUUAUUUUGAUUAGUGAAAAAAAGCACCUACUGGUAGCCACAGCCUAAAAUUAAGAUUGAUAGCCAAAAAGAAUUGUACACAAGAAAAAGGUUUCUUUUUAAUCUAUAUAUAUUAGCAGGGCCUGCAUAUUGUAAGUUGUGGGCMCAGUUUUUCCUACUGCUCUAAUUGCCAAGAUUUAGAGACAACUUCAUGAAAUCUUGGGCAAAAUUGGAAUUUCUUUUUUUCUGAGAGACCUAACUAGUUCCAAAGGCUUCAUGAUGAUUUAAUAGUUUAACAACAGACAAAAAAUCCUAAGAAUUUCUUUUCAGUAUUUUUUAAAUUAUAAUUUUAGGUGGACUUUGACAAAAUGUUUUGAACUGUUACAACUGUAGAUUUUGGAUUUGGUUGUUGAGGGCCGAAAAGAAAAAAUUCUGUUUACAAAAAUGUCUGUGCCCAAUGGCCCUUAACUGUAAUGAUAAUACAAGCCAGAAUGAACUAAUUCCAGUAUUCCCAUUGCAAUUAAGAGUCCAUUUUGUAAAAAAAAAGAAAAAG
Molecule: messenger RNA, 1752 nt
Organism: Malurus melanocephalus (red-backed fairy wren)
Lineage: Eukaryota; Metazoa; Chordata; Aves; Passeriformes; Maluridae
Gene: LHFPL7
Product: LHFPL tetraspan subfamily member 7
Exons: 4
Coding region: 1-804 (267 amino acids)
Cellular component (GO): membrane
Source: RefSeq, a predicted model, not a curated record